This is a messenger RNA of Bombyx mori (domestic silkworm), 1054 nucleotides long. RefSeq names its product dnaJ homolog subfamily C member 8-like (gene DnaJ-21). NCBI's taxonomy places the organism in Eukaryota, Metazoa, Arthropoda, Insecta, Lepidoptera, Bombycidae. The transcript has 6 exons. The record is from RefSeq and is a predicted model, not a curated record. Gene Ontology annotation, cellular component: nucleus. The coding region runs from base 223 to 858 and encodes 211 amino acids.
AAUCUUAGUUACCAGGUCAUAAAAUCCCUUAUAAAAAACCAACUUAUUGUUACACGCUUGUCACUAUUUGUCAAGCUCAACAUAAUUUCAUUCACAUUUCGUUCAAUUUCAAUUCAUUAAAAUGCAAAAAAGUAGCAUGUGAAUAUUUACUGCAAUAUUAAUUGGAAUUAAAUGAAUUAAUUUAAUUUAGUAAUCUCGUUACCCUCCAAUUCACAUUUAACAAUGACUUCGACGACAUCGACAAACAGGGGAGAUUCUUUUGACGAAUUUUACACAGAGGUUAAAGAAAUUGAAAAACGUGACUCCGUUUUGACACCUAAACAACAGAUUGAGAGGCUCCUUCGUCCUGGAUCCACUUAUUUCAAUUUAAACCCAUUUGAGGUACUUCAGGUUGAGCCUGAUGCUACACUUGAUGAAAUCAAAAAGAAAUAUAGGAGAUUGUCAAUUCUUGUCCAUCCGGAUAAGAAUAUGGAUGACUCUGAGCGUGCUCAACAAGCUUUUGAAAUAGUGAAUCGAGCUUGGAAAACAUUAGAAAAUGAUGACACAAGAAAAAAAUGUCUGGACAUCUAUGAAGAGGCUAAGGAACGAACAGAUCAUAUGAUAGAACAGAAACGGAAAAAGCUGAAAAAGGAAAACCGCUUAAUAGAAACCAUUCCUGAAGAUGAUCCAGAGAAAAAAAAACAUGCCGUAUAUGUUAUGACCAUGAAAUUAUUUGCAGACAUGGAAAGGAAGCGUCAGCAUCUUGAAGUAAGAGACAUGGAGGAAAGGAAACGAAAACGUGAGGCUGAAAUUGAACAGGAGACUCAAGUGUCCUUAGAGAAAGAAUGGGCAAAGAAUUUUGAGGUAGCUAUUGUUUGAAUUUCUAAGGGCAAUAAAAAAAAUAUAUAUCUAUAACGUAAAUACUGCCACCCACCUUGAGAUAAAGUUCUAAGGUCUCAAGUACUUACGGCCUGGCCACGGGGAUCGGCGGUGCGAACAGCGAAGCGGUGGACGAGGCGACCAUUCGCGCAGCACCGUUUGCAGGCCACGGGUACUCACGUUCGCCGCCGCGACU